Messenger RNA from Hirsutella rhossiliensis, 1929 nucleotides. Its product is annotated as rasGEF domain-containing protein. Gene Ontology annotation, molecular function: guanyl-nucleotide exchange factor activity. The coding region runs from base 1 to 1929 and encodes 642 amino acids. Gene Ontology annotation, biological process: Ras protein signal transduction; positive regulation of GTPase activity. The record is from RefSeq and is a predicted model, not a curated record. NCBI's taxonomy places the organism in Eukaryota, Fungi, Ascomycota, Sordariomycetes, Hypocreales, Ophiocordycipitaceae. Gene Ontology annotation, cellular component: plasma membrane. The transcript is spliced from 3 exons.
AUGUUUGAGCGGAUCAAGACCAUGGUGCUGUCCGCCCGCGACAUUUUGGGUCACUCGACCACGGAGGAUGGCUCGGACCUCAUCAUGCCCAACGACAACGCUACGCUGCUCAUGGCGGCCACAGGCUGCGUGCGGGCCGCCGGUGAAUGCGUUGCCCAGGCCAAGGCGGCCGUCGAGAGGGUGGGGAACUUCGAGUUUGAGCUGGGCGAGAACACCCUGGGAAUCGAUUUGAGCGUCCUCGAUGCCGUCAUGCAGGAGCGAACCAGGACCCCGUCGGUCACGGGCCGGUCCGAUGCCACCAGCCCUGCCGAGUCUUGCAACGCUGCUGAGCCGCCGCAGCCGAGGCGGCGGACACUCGGCGCGGUCGACAAGCCGCUGCCUCGGGUUCCCAAGCGCAGCCUCCCCACGGAGCAGCAUCAUCCGCCGAGCCGCGCUCCCGCGUCGUCCAUCUCGUCGGCCCGACCCGCCCCCGGUCCUCGGACUGCGGGCUCCACCGCUCCCUAUCCCGCCGAUCGCAUGUCGGGCGCUGAUGCCUUGAGGAGCGAGCAAGAAAUGCACUCGCGAUUCGAUGUCCUCGCGGCCUCGAGUGCUGGGAGCACCGCGACGUACCUGAGCCGAGACUCGAAAGCCAGUCUUGUCUUGCAGACGUCGACGAGGGCCACCACGCCGGAUCAUGGCCUGGGGCCGCGCAGCCAGCCGUCCAUGUCGGAACUGAGCAUGACGGGCAGCUUCUCGCAAGCCGAAGAGGCCGAUGAUGUCGAAACAAGGCUCGUCGAGAGAACCUAUGCGCACGAACUGAUGUUCAACAAGGAGGGCCAGGUCACCGGCGGCUCCUUGCCAGCGCUGGUUGAGCGGCUCACUACCCACGAGUCCACGCCCGAUGCUGCCUUUGUCUCCACCUUUUACCUCACCUUUCGGCUCUUCUGCACGCCGGUCAAGCUGACACAGACCCUCAUCGAACGCUUCGAAUACGUGGGCGAAUCCCCUCACAUGUCGGCACCCGUCCGCCUCCGAGUGUACAACGCCUUCAAGGGCUGGCUCGAGUCUCACUGGAGGGAGCAGACCGACCGGGCGGCGCUGAAACUCAUCAUUUCUUUUGCCGAGGAGAGACUUGGCGCCGUGCUCCCUACGGCCGGGCCCCGGCUCCUCGAGCUGGCCAAGCGAGUUUCCGAACAUGGCUUGCUGGUACCCCGGCUGGUGUCGUCGAUGGGCAAGACAAACACGGCCAUUGCCCAGUAUGUGCCCGCGGACACGCCGCUACCCCAGCCGGUCAUCUCCAAAAGCCAGCUGCACACGCUGAACUCCUUCAAGGCGGGGGGCAGCACGCCGACUCUACUGGACUUUGAGCCCCUGGAGCUGGCCCGCCAGCUGAUUAUCAGGCAGAUGGCCAUAUUCUGCUCCAUUCUGCCGGAAGAGCUGCUUGCCUCACAGUGGAUGAAGAACGGCGGAGCCGAAGCGCGGAACGUCAAAGCCAUGUCGUCUCUGUCGACGGACCUGUCCAACCUGGUGGCCGAGACGAUUCUCCAGCACCACGAGAUCAAGAAGCGCGCGGCCGUCAUUAAGCAGUGGAUCAAGAUUGCCCACCACUGCCUGGAGCUCCACAACUACGACGGCCUGAUAGCCAUAGUCUGCAGCCUCAACAGCAGCACCAUCAGCCGCCUGCGCAAGACUUGGGAUUCCAUCUCGUUCAAGCAUAAGGAGAUGCUGCGUGCCAUGCAGGAAAUCGUUGAGCCGUCGCAGAACCACAAGGUGCUGCGGACGCGGCUGCACGACCACGUCCCGCCAUGCCUCCCUUCUCGGCAUAUGUUGCUGGGCACCGAGCCCGAUGACGCGGGCGCUGGCGGCUUAACCGUUGUCAACUUUGACAAGCACUGCCGAACCGCCAAGAUUAUCGGGGAGCUUCAGGAUUCCAAAUCUCCUACCGGCUGA